Messenger RNA from Penicillium lagena, 840 nucleotides. RefSeq lists its product as uncharacterized. Gene Ontology annotation, biological process: regulation of transcription by RNA polymerase II. Bases 1 to 840 code for a protein of 279 amino acids. Gene Ontology annotation, molecular function: DNA-binding transcription activator activity, RNA polymerase II-specific. The transcript is spliced from 3 exons. Lineage: Eukaryota; Fungi; Ascomycota; Eurotiomycetes; Eurotiales; Aspergillaceae. The record is from RefSeq and is a predicted model, not a curated record.
AUGGCUACUCUUUUCCCAUACUUGCUUGAUGGCUUGCUCGCAUUAUCUGCAUUACACCUGGCCUCAAUUGAGACCGUUAACCGUCCAUCAUGGAUCAAUGCUGCUUUGCGCUACCAGAGCCAAGCGUGUUCUGGGCUCGGGAAGGUUCUCUCCAACAUCUCACCGCAGCAUCUAGAACCGGCCUUCAUGUCAUCCGUAUUCAUCAUGUUGUUUGCGACCGGUCUUCCAAGUAUAUCCCCUGAAAACCGCCCGGCGGAUCCCCUUUCUGCGGUUCUCGAGGUCCGCACGUUGAUCACUGGCUGUGCCAUGUUAUUCAAUCAGAUCAACUCGUUUGACAGCGAGGGCGAAUUGAAGGGCUGGAAAUGCUUUAGUGACCGACACGAAGAUCUCACAAAGAGAAACCUCAAUAGCGAUGGCUUAUUAGACGCAAGAAUGGUAGAACUGUUGGAGUUACACCAAAAAAUUAUGGAAUCGCUCGGCCGGUUGCACACCACCAUCGACAAAAGCCAGUGCCCAGGAAAAAUCACAUAUCAAACAACUUGGCAGCUUCUUUACCGGGCUGUCGAGCCGUGGCCUAAGACUGGCCCGUAUGGAGGCCUUAUUGCAUGGCCGCUAUUCAUCACCGAAGAAUACCUAACGCUUCUCCAAAAGGGCGACUGGCUAGCCCGAAUUUUCUUCCUAUAUUAUGGGGUAUGCAUGCGCCUUCUGUCCCACCGGUGGUAUGUCCGGGACUGGGGCUGCCAGCUUGUUGUUGCGACGCUGGAACCACUAGAAGAGAUCCCGCCUGAGUGGGCCGAGAGUGUUGCGUGGAUUAGACAAGCGGUCGAUACUGAUAGCUAG